AUAUAAUAUUUUAUCUUACCAUGCUGUUUUACUGUCUUUGUUAAAAGACUUUUUGGCACUACUAACCUUCACUGGACAGUAAAUUGGCAGGAAACGGGGAGGAGAGAGAGGGCAAAUUGCCCCAGCAAUUGAACCCAGGACGACCAUUUUGAGGACUACAGCCUGCCCGUUAUGCUUGUAGUCUACCAACUGAACCACCCAGUCCCAGCACCUCCCGUUUGACUGCCUUUAAACUGUUUUAUGUUGUUAAAGGUCCUUCUUCGGAUGUGUGUUGCAAAUGAGCUUGAGGCCAUAAAUGUUCUAGUGUUUCUUACUUAUGAUUACUGCCUGUUCCUGUGCAAGUAACCAAGAAAGAAAGAUCCACCUUUAUUGAUAGGCCAAAUUGUCACCAAUACCUGAUCUAGAAUUUAUUUCAAUAUUGGGACAGAUACAGACAUUCUACAUCCACCUCCCAAAAUAGUCAAAUCUGUGAGUAGUGCCAGCUGCAGAUGUCUACACUGAUCCUGAGAGAAGCCAGUUGUGCUGAAGCUGAUUUUAUUUAUUCCCGUGUCGUUUUCCAAAGCAUUCCAUUGUGAGUGGAUCUCUGGCCUGGGAAGACCCUGUCUGCCCUGAAACCAUAUGUAAUGGACCAGCAGAGGGCGCUGCACUCCGAUUGCCUGGUCUCAGGAAUCCGCACGCCUCCUGUCAGACGCAACAGCAAGCUGGCGAGCCUGGGACGCAUCUUCAAGCCAUGGAAGUGGAGGAAAAAGAAAAGUGAGAAGCCGAGGCCCCCUGGAGUGGCCGAGAAGAAGGCAGCUGUACGACAGAAGAGAGAUGAGCUCGUCAAGCGAAGCCCCGGGGAGAUGGAAACAGAGUCGGAUCUCACUUGUGGGGGGAACGGCGAGGAUCCUGACACCCCGACCCAGUCAGACGGCGAGGACAGAGACGAGGAACUCAUGGCCCCCCUGGCCAGUGCCAGUGAGGACCUGGGAAGCGAUUCAGAAGCCCCAGCAGUUCAAGAUGUGGAAGAAGAUCCGAAGGCGGCUGGAGAAAUCAAUCGGGGCGAGGACGAAGACGCAGAAGACGGGAACGUGUCACUAAGCAACUCCAGUGAGGAGCGGACGAUGGAAACGGCAGAGGCUGCUGAGGCAAAACAGGAAAUGGUGGCAGCCAAGCCCCAGAGACGAGCCAGCACCCCUCCUCCACCAAGUCUUCCUGUCAAGCUGCUCACCAGGCUGGGCAGCUUAGAUGGUGCUCCUCCAGUUUCUGUGAAAAAGUCUCCCGCCACAUUACCGAGGAACUUCACACUCCCCAAAGAACCUCACGGAUCCCUGCUGAGAGGCAGGAUCUCUACACCCACCGGCUCUCCGCACCUUGGGGCCCUUCACCAGCCACUGCCCCCCAGCUGCAUCAUUGAGGAACUGCAUCGUGCCCUGGCCACCAAACACAGACAGGAGAGUUUCCAGACGAAGGAAGCCCGCUGUUCCCCGAAGCGCAGAGCGGAUGGCCGGCUGUCUCGGACGUCCAGCAUGGAGAGGGAGUCACUCGGGGAGAUGGACGGCAAGAAGAGGUCAGACGAGAACAAGGAGAACUGUAGCCUGGAUCAGUACGCCAGCGACCAGGACAGCUGGAACGAGUCGGUAAUCUCUGGAACACUCCCACGCAGGAUGAGGAAAGAGCUCCUGGCCGUGAAGCUUCGGAACAGGCCCAGCAAACAGGAGCUGGAGGACCGCAACAUCUUCCCGGUCCGCAGCGACCAAGAGCGACAGGAAAUCCGCCAGCAGAUAGAGAUGAAGCUGGCCAAGCGACUGAGCCAGAGACCGGCUGUGGAGGAACUGGAGAGCCGGAACAUCUUAAAGCAGAGAAAUGACCAGAUUGAGCAGGAAGAGAGGAGGGAAAUAAAGCAGCGGCUCAACAGAAAGCUCAACCAGAGGCCAACCGUGGAUGAGCUGCGGGACAGGAAGAUCCUGAUCCGCUUCAGCGACUAUGUGGAAGUGGCCAAAGCUCAGGACUACGACAGACGCGCAGACAAGCCAUGGACCAGACUGUCAGCUGCUGACAAGGCGGCGAUCAGGAAGGAGUUGAACGAGUUCAAGAGCAACGAGAUGGAAGUUCAUUCUUCUAGCAAGCAUCUGACGAGGUUCCACCGGCCGUAGCAAGGUUUCUUCUGUGAAGAGUUGCUUAAAUCUGGUUCUGUCAGAGAAGACCUUGCAUCAGUGGCUGUCCUGAUAUUUGGGUUCAGCAAACCUUGGAGGCUAUGUCUCUAAUAGGGAGUCUGCUGGUAGGAGAGGCGGCAUGCAGCACGCUCCACCUUCGCUGAGGGGAAGCACUCCUUCACCUCCCGGUCACAGCAGCAGGAAGGACAAAGAUCUCCAGCAGACCAGCAGGGACUUCUUUUUGUAAACAAACUAUUUUCAAAGACUUUGUUUUUGAGGCCACUGGUGGCGGGGAGUGGAGGGGGUGCAUGUGAUGAAGUCAACCAGUCCCACUCCAGUAACGUUAGUCACAACCCUGAGCUGUGUGAGUCUCAACGAUUCAACUGAUCAGUUUCAUAUCAAGACUGUAAAAUGUUCUUAAUGAGCCCUUGUCAAUGUACAAGACAGAAAUCCCUUUGUAAGCACUAUUUAUUGUCUGCACAAUACAAGUUUUCUAUUGGUAACAAA
Xiphophorus hellerii (green swordtail) is the source of this 2642-nucleotide messenger RNA. RefSeq names its product phosphatase and actin regulator 3b (gene phactr3b). The transcript is spliced from 13 exons. Gene Ontology annotation, biological process: actin cytoskeleton organization. NCBI's taxonomy places the organism in Eukaryota, Metazoa, Chordata, Actinopteri, Cyprinodontiformes, Poeciliidae. The record is from RefSeq and is a predicted model, not a curated record. Gene Ontology annotation, molecular function: actin binding. The coding region runs from base 624 to 2135 and encodes 503 amino acids.